Hipposideros armiger (great roundleaf bat) is the source of this 487-nucleotide messenger RNA. Its product is annotated as histone H2A type 2-A. The coding region runs from base 57 to 449 and encodes 130 amino acids. The transcript has a single exon. The record is from RefSeq and is a predicted model, not a curated record. Gene Ontology annotation, molecular function: protein heterodimerization activity; structural constituent of chromatin; DNA binding. Gene Ontology annotation, cellular component: nucleosome. NCBI's taxonomy places the organism in Eukaryota, Metazoa, Chordata, Mammalia, Chiroptera, Hipposideridae.
GAGAGCGACUUCCUGUGUUGUCAGGGGGGAGCUGCUUGCAGUGCCUAAUCGCCGUUAUGUCUGGUCGUGGCAAGCAAGGAGGCAAGGCCCGCGCCAAGGCCAAGUCGCGCUCGUCUCGCGCUGGUCUUCAGUUUCCUGUGGGGCGAGUGCACCGUCUGCUGCGCAAGGGCAAUUAUGCCGAGCGGGUGGGGGCUGGCGCGCCCGUUUACAUGGCGGCCGUGCUGGAGUACUUGACUGCUGAGAUCCUCGAGUUGGCGGGUAACGCCGCCCGGGACAACAAGAAGACGCGCAUCAUCCCUCGUCACUUGCAGCUGGCCAUCCGCAACGACGAGGAGCUGAACAAGUUGCUGGGCAAAGUCACCAUCGCCCAGGGCGGCGUCUUGCCCAACAUCCAGGCCGUGCUGCUCCCCAAGAAGACGGAGAGCCACCACAAGGCGAAGGGCAAGUGAGGCUGCCGCCUGGAAGCUACUCCCCAGCCCCUGUCUCG